Messenger RNA from Drosophila albomicans, 1692 nucleotides. RefSeq names its product fibrinogen-like protein 1. Lineage: Eukaryota; Metazoa; Arthropoda; Insecta; Diptera; Drosophilidae. The coding region runs from base 26 to 1360 and encodes 444 amino acids. The record is from RefSeq and is a predicted model, not a curated record. The transcript has 6 exons.
CUUGCGAGCAGUCGAAGCAUUUAAAAUGGGCAGAAUACAAUAUAACGGAGUUUUGUUACUGAUGGUCCUUCAAAUAUUCUUGGUGGCUACAACAACUGGAGAUGAAACUUGUGAAUCAGACCGAAUAAUGGAAGAACAGUGCCGCAUUCAUACAUAUAGAACUGUGAAACCGUUGCUUGAUUAUUUCAGACAGGUUAGAAAUGAGUUAGAGCAAAGUGAAACUAAGGAACAGCAGAUAAGUGAACUAAAUUCUGAUCUUAUGGAAAAAUAUCAUGAAAUUGUAAGAAUUCAUGAAACAUUCGUGAAGGAGGCAGCUCUAUUAAAUGAGUAUAAAAACAAAGUAAUCAAAGGGGAAUACGAUUUGCAAUUGUGUCAAAAUAAAAUUGAUAAAUCUGAAUCUGAAAUUAAUUCAAAACAAAAUAUUAUUCUUAAAUUAAAAGAACAACUAACAGAUAAAUCCACGAACUUAGAAAAUUGUCAAGUUCAAUUAAAAUCUGUAAAUUCUAGAUUAAUUGAAAAAGAUGAAACUAUAAAGAGAUUUAGUGAGAAUAUUAAAAAUAACACAGAACAUCAGAAAACACUUGAGUUGAAAUUAGAAGAGAGUAAAUCUAUAUUAAUAAAUCAUGAAAAAGAGAUUCAGUUAUGUCGUUCAGAAAUGAACAAAUUAAAUAGGACAUCAGACAACAUUAGAGAACAGAAAAAGAUUCAAUUGAAAUUAAAUGAAUGUGAAACUAAGCUUAGUCAAUCUGAACUAGAUAAAUUAAAUCCCACAACAUGCCUCCCUUUCGGAGAUUAUUCAGGAGUUCAUCAACUCAAUGUCUCUGGUUUAUUCAAUGUUUUGUGCGAUAGUCAGUUAGCUGGACCUGGAUGGAUUGUAAUACAACAACGAGUUGGGGGAAAUGAGAGUUUCAAGAGGGAUUGGGCAACGUAUCGCAAAGGUUUCGGUUCUUUUGAAAGUGAUUUCUUUCUUGGCUUAGAGAAAAUACAUCGUAUCACGAGCUUGGAGCGUUUCGAACUUUACAUACAUUUGGUUGAUCGGAGAGGAAGAACCUACAACGCUCGUUAUGACGAUUUCAAAAUAUCUGAUGAAGAUAAUGGAUAUGCACUGAGUUUGGGUAAAUUCAAUGGAACUAUUAGGGAUAGCAUGAGAUACAAUGAGAACAUGAAAUUCACAACAUUCGAUCACGACAACGACAAACAUGAUGGUGGUAACUGCGCAGUCUGGGCUGAAAAUGGCUGGUGGUACAAUGCUUGUUCUUAUUGUAAUUUAAAUGCACGAAAUUUGUAUAUCCAUUGGUGGGACACAUAUCUUAAAGAAGUUAAGAUGCUAAUUCGCCCCAAAGAAGCGAUGAAGAAGUGAUAAACUGAAAAGCUGAAAUUCCCAUAUUUGACUCAAUUAGGUUCGAGUGACAAACUUCAAGACCCACCCUCGCAGUUUGUAAUACUCCAACGCAAAACAGGCAAAAGAGACAACAGAUUUUGCUUUCGUGAAAUAUUCGAAAUUCACAAGUGUAUGCAAAAAGGUACGCAACCGUUAUAGAAAGCGAAGCGAGGAGAAGAAGGAACAUCGACUGAAAGUGGGACAAGCACUGACAAUGCGAGUGUAAGUGCGAGUGAGCGAGAAAGUGCAAGUGGAGGAGGCUUGUAAAUGGGGAGUUGGAGUGGGACACAAUUCUUAAGACAUGCGAGCAA